ACUCUUUGACUUUGCAAAGACACAUUUUAUAUAUAUUUUUUUUAACAACAGGGUGAUGGAACCAGGCGCUAGAAUCCAGGCACUUUAUUAUCGCUCUGUACGCGUUAUUACUGUCAGCGCAUGCAUUUGUUAUAAUAAAAUAAGUUCACUGAGGCAGAUAUAGAGUAGAACCAUCAACUUUUCAAGAAUUGUGGCAUGACUUCAUCUGCUGUCAUGGAAGAUAUGAACUGGACUUUAAAGAAGUAUGUCAAGCUCAUGAUGAAGAGCACUACCCAGGCAGUAGCAUUAUGGGGAAACCAGGCCCCUGCUCACAGUAUUACAGCAAUGAUGAUAACAGAUGAUCAGAAGACAAUCGUCACUGGAAGUCUGGAGGGUCAAAUAUGUCUUUGGCAUUUGUCAAUGGACAUGAAGGUUACGUCCAAAGCCAUUCUAUUUGGCCAUACUGCUGCUAUAACCUGCUUAGCAAAGGCUCGAGAUUUUGAAAAACAACCUUAUGUGGUUAGUGGAUCAGAAAAUGGAGAAAUGUGUGUAUGGAACGUCAACACUGGCCACUGCAUUGAGAAUGCAAAGCAGCCAUAUAGGCACACGGCGAUUUAUUACUACCACUGUUCAUUCCGAAUGACUGGGGAAGGCUGGUUGCUCUGCUGUGGUCACUAUCAAGACAUUCUCAUUGUUGAUGCAAAGACCUUACAAGUCCUUUAUACUUUCAAGUCGCAGUGUUCAGACUGGAUUUGUUGCAUGUGCAUUGUGCACUCCACCAGAAUUCAAGAAGAUUCAUUGGUUGCAAUCUCUGCUUCUGGAGAGCUAAAAGUAUGGGAUCUCUCAUCAUCUGUUAACAGCAUACGGGAAAAGCUAAAUGUGUAUGAAACAGAAACAAAGAAUUUGGAGGUGGUGAAUUAUUGCGCUGUGCGAUUCUGCACGUACACAGAAAGGUUGCUGCUGGUGAUUUGCUCCAGUUCCUGGAAGGUUUAUGAUUACUGUGAUUUUUCCCUCCUCUGCUCUGAGGAUUGUAAGAGUGGGCAGACUUUUGCUGGGGGUGAGUUCCUAGCUGCUAACCGACUUAUCAUCUGGACACAGGAUGGGCACAGCUAUAUCUACCAGCUGCUGAACAGUGGCCUUUCUAAAAGUGUAUGUCCGGGUGAUGGAGGAUUACUUAAAGAAACAAUCACCCCUCACUUGCUGUGCUCCACAAUGAUGACAAAGGAGAUAUCUUCAUGUACUAUGGGUUUCAUGAAUGAAAGAAAGGAGCCAUUUUUCAAAAUACUGUAUUCUGGUGACUCGAAUGGGCAGCUCAAUUUCUGGCAUAUCCCUGAUGUUCCAGUAUCACAGUUUGAUGGCUCCCCAUUGGAGAUACCACUAAAGGUAAACGUGACACUUCAAGAAAUGUUUGACAAACAUAAAUCAAUGUCCCAAGGAAUCAUAGACCAUCUACGUACCCCCAGUGAAGGUGUAGCAUUUGCCACGGUCACUGCAUCCCUCUACAUUGCCAGCCUUGAUAAGCUGGUGUGUGGCUGUGAAGAUGGUAACAUUGUUAUCACAUUUGCUUUACAUGCUGCCAGAGCGAGGCUUCUCCAAGAUCAACCACUGCUAAAAGGUUCCUUGCCACAUAAGAUAUUUGCAGGCCAUGACAGCAGUGUGACAAGUUUACUGUACCCACAUGGACGGUCAGAGAAGUAUGAUCCAAGUUGGCUCAUUUCUGGGGAUCAGAAUUCAUCUAUAAUUUGGAGAGAUGUGUUCACAGGGGAAAUAUUUCACAACUUUCAACUGCAGUCUGGUGCGAUCCUGAAGUUGCUAGUGCCGCCUAAUGAUUACAAAGUGAAAUUGUUCCAGAGCAUAUACUGUAUAUGUAGUGACAAUUCCGUGGCCCUUCUGAACCUUCAGGAAAGAAUUUGCUUUUUCCAUGCUAGAAAACAUUUGUUUCCAGUCAAAUCUCUAAAAUGGCAUCCUGUGGAAGAAGUCCUAGUUGUUGGCUGUGAAGAUGGCGCAGUAUAUGUAUGGGAGAUUGAAUCAGGCACUUUAGAACGUCACGAAACAGGUGAGAUGGCAAAAGCUAUCCUUACAGCUUGUGAAGAUUUCAUUAUUGAUGACUUCAUGGUUACCCCUACUCAAGAGACACAGCGGCACAGUAGAACAACUUUCAAGUCAUCAAACUCUCACAAACUUGGAGCCCUGUCCCAUCAUCUAAUAAACCCUGAGAAGUCAUCAAAUAAAAAUAUGGACUGCAGCUACUCCUCCAUCCCUUUCACUGUCGUGCCGGUACGAUCUACAUAUAACAUCAGUCUACAUUUACUUCUGUUUGACCUGGAAAAAGUUUUAGAACUUUUACAGUGCUCUCAAGCCAAUGGGCUGAAGUCAGCAAAUUCUUUCCAUAGUUACGAUGCACUAAAAUCAGCUAAGAGUUCCUCUGAGAAAAGACCAUUGACACUGAAAAGAAAUAAAACUGCCGGAUCAUUGUAUCAGAUGGAUGGGCCAGCCUCUGAAUCUGCCAAUAAAGAAAAUUUUAGCCGGCAGCUUGAAGAAAGUAGCGGCAUCAAAAGACACAAGAAGUUCAAAAGCACCAAAAAAAACAAGAGCCAGUCUUCAGGAAAAAUAGAUGUUAACAUGGUAACUGAUGCUGCAAAACUCUUAUUGUCUUGUCUGUUACCUUGGGGUAUAGACAAAGAACUGGACAAUUUUUGCAUUAGGCACUUGGACGUUCUAAAGCUUCAAGGAUCAGUCACUUUCGGAGUGAUAUCAGGCAUAGAUCACUUGUGUUUGAUGUUACCUGGGUGGAAUCAGAUACACCACCAUAUGACUGGAGAACAAUCACAUAAUCUAUUGUCAAAGAAAGUGAUUGAACUCUCUGCAAAAUAUUCUCUGGCUGUACAGAAACAACACAGCAAAAAGGAGCAACUGGAGAGCUAUAUCACAAAUGCAAUAGGCCUUGAAACACUUCUACACUUCCUCAAAAAGUUAUUAUAUGUCAGUAAAUCACUGAGAGUGGAUUUGAUUUCGAGUUGUGGCAGUCAUUCUGGCAGUCAGGAGAAAAUGGAGUCUACUCGCGGAAAGUGGAAGAGCACAGAACAUUUUAAUUCUUCGUUUGCUGCUUUUUCGGACAUUUUGCAUGAUAAAAAUGGUUCCAGUUUUCCUGAUCCAGAAAACGUUUUCAUCAUGAAAAUAGUUUCUACAUGGAAGGAUCAAUCUAUACAGGUAACAGAGGCAAUGCAAGCGGUUUUACUAGCAGAAAUCAGAAAAUGGAUGGAUGCCUUCAGACAAUCUGUGGUUACAACUCAGCCUGUUUCUGUGGUGGAUAGCAGUUGCCCACAACAUCCAUUAAACAUGGAACCCUCUUACAAUUUUGAACAGUUGUUUCAAGAAACAUCAUUGCAAACGCUCGAUGCCUCAGCAAAAAGUGAAAAGGCUGUAAACUUUCAAGAGCCAGAAUCCAUCACAGAGAAGAGUGGUCUGGAGGACACAGAUAGUCCAGAUGAAAUUAAGCAGAACCCUUGGAUGUCCAAAGUCUGUUACUGCAAAGUGUGUUAGAAGUACCGUUACAAUACAGACUUAGUUUAUUAUAUGUAUGUUUGUAUGACAAAUUGAAAAUCUUUUCAUGUAUAAAACAAUGGAUCUUUUAUGUGAAAAUCAAGGUCAAACUAGAAUAAAUAAAUCAUUAAAAUAAUUCCAGGUGUUGUGUUUUCAGAUAUUUUUUAAAUAUAUGAAUGACAUUUAAAUAAAUUAGCAAAAGCAACCAUAAUGAUUAUUUAUUUUUAACAGUAAACCAUGCACACAAAGUCAUGGAACAGAAAGCACCAUAUACAAGAAGUGGUUCCAAAUAGCUGUAAUUUGACCACAUUUUACCAUCUAUAUUAUGUCUGCAAGACUUGGGAUUCACCAUUUACUCCCACAGUUCAGUUGAAUAUAACUUCUGCAUCUUCAGUGAUUCUGUAUGAUUUAAAUGCUAAAAACAUUAGUAUAACCUUAUAAACCUGAGCUUGAGCUGGAAAAAGAGAAGGUCUUCAUUCUGGAAAAAAAACUCAUGUUUAUUACUGCUCAUAUUUACAGUAUGUAUAAUAUAUGACAUUUUAUUUA
Hyla sarda is the source of this 4068-nucleotide messenger RNA. RefSeq names its product WD repeat domain 72 (gene WDR72). NCBI's taxonomy places the organism in Eukaryota, Metazoa, Chordata, Amphibia, Anura, Hylidae. The transcript is spliced from 20 exons. Gene Ontology annotation, cellular component: cytoplasm. The coding region runs from base 196 to 3522 and encodes 1108 amino acids. Gene Ontology annotation, biological process: protein localization to plasma membrane. Gene Ontology annotation, molecular function: protein binding. The record is from RefSeq and is a predicted model, not a curated record.